ACUUCACCGUUCCUGGCAUCCUUUGUCUCCGCAUGGAUCGCGCUCACGACAGGACUAUGUGAAAGCAAAGGUCCAGUAACGACGCAAAGGGUUUGCACGCUUCGGGGUGAUAUCUAAUGCCUGAAAAUAAAGCCAGUACACAUUUCUACGAUAUUUUAUGGCAUGGAGAAACCUUCAUCAUGACCAGGUAGUGUUCUUGUAUUGGUCACCGAGUGUUGAGAAUGCGAGGGUCUUGGGAUAGAAUCAGAGCAGCCAACGCAACCAGAGCAGCGCUUAAACCUUGAAUUUGUGCUGAGCAUGAAAAUCAAGAUUUUGUAUUAGAAGGUUGACAAGAACACAUAUCCUUCUAGGAAAUAUUUGACGAGCGAAGCAUUCGUGCCAAUACAAAACGGCUUACUUAUACCCUCUCAGAACACGUGUGGAGCCGUUCCCUAAAAGAUUCCCCGCCCCUGCGCGUUUUUUGCGUUAUUCCCCGGGAAGCGGCAACAACAGUUUAAUAAACCCCUGGGCCGCCCUGAUGACUGAGAUUUUCAUUCCCAAACUUUUGAAAGCGCAUCUGCAGGAUGAAUAAAUUGUCAGGUCGGAUCCUCUUACCGUGGCAGCCCGUCCGUGCGUUCCGGCCGCCCCGUCACUUCCAGAACUUCUUUUCUAGCUUCGCUCCCGCGCAGGCCUGUCCUUCCAGUGAGAACAAGGACACUAUCAAACCUCAUAAUGAACACUGCCACCCAGCAACCGUCUCGGUAACGGCUAACAAGCAGUCGCUAUCACCGUGGCAACUCAGCUUUUGGAAAUGCCGUCAUACAUGGAAACGCGCAGGGAUCAACACACUUCGCUGCCUGGUCGGCUGUACGUUCGGUGACUUCUCCGCGCUAUGGAUGCUCCAGACAUUCUAUCCAGGGCUAGGGAUGGGAACUAUCAUGGCCGCGUCUAUGGCGUCCGGAAUCAGCACGUCGAUCGUUCUUGAAACGGUCCUCCUCCGGCGCGGAGCUGACCAGCUCUCCUGGCCGAUGGCACUUCGCACGGCAAUGGGCAUGAGUAUGGUGUCGAUGCUCGCAAUGGAGGCGGCCGAGAAUGUUGUUGACUAUCACCUUACCGGCGGUGUCGUGGCUUUGGGUGACCCGAGCUUUUGGAUGGCAGCUGGUGUGUCGAUGACGGCUGGCUAUCUGGCUCCGUUGCCGUACAACUACCUGCGCCUGAAGAAAUAUGGCAAGGCCUGUCAUUGAAGACACCCUAGGAUUCCAUAGUGAGAGAAGCGAGUUGGGUGUACUGUGUAUGGUCGCUAUCAAUUAAUUCACCGUGUAUUAUUAUGUGAGCAUCGGGGCAAGGUUCAGAAAUCAUGAUAUUGUAGUUUCUACAUUGCCAGUGUGGGCCGAAAUAGGAAUACAUUCAAUAGA
Messenger RNA from Aspergillus pseudonomiae, 1394 nucleotides. RefSeq names its product DUF4396 domain-containing protein. The transcript is spliced from 2 exons. The record is from RefSeq and is a predicted model, not a curated record. Bases 564 to 1223 code for a protein of 219 amino acids. Lineage: Eukaryota; Fungi; Ascomycota; Eurotiomycetes; Eurotiales; Aspergillaceae.